Trametes versicolor FP-101664 SS1 is the source of this 4986-nucleotide messenger RNA. Its product is annotated as aromatic amino acid family biosynthesis-like protein. Gene Ontology annotation, cellular component: cytoplasm. Lineage: Eukaryota; Fungi; Basidiomycota; Agaricomycetes; Polyporales; Polyporaceae. The record is from RefSeq and is a predicted model, not a curated record. Gene Ontology annotation, molecular function: shikimate 3-dehydrogenase (NADP+) activity; 3-dehydroquinate dehydratase activity; shikimate kinase activity. The transcript has 5 exons. Gene Ontology annotation, biological process: chorismate biosynthetic process; aromatic amino acid biosynthetic process. The coding region runs from base 1 to 4851 and encodes 1616 amino acids.
AUGGCCUCCGUCGACGUCCGCAAGGUCUCCAUCCUCGGCAAGGAGUCUAUCCACUGCGGCUUUCACCUCAUCCCGUACAUCGUACAAACUGUCAUUGACACACUCCCAUCCUCCACAUAUGUCCUAGUCACCGACACCAACGUCGGGAACCUCCAUCUGUCUGCGUUCCAGGCCGAGUUCGACUCACGCAAAACCUCGACCAACGCAAGGUUCUUCACCUUCGUGAUCGCCCCAGGAGAGACCAGCAAGAGCCGUGAGGGCAAGGCGGAAGUCGAGGACUUCCUGCUAUUGAACCAAUGCACGCGCGACACCGUCAUCCUCGCUCUGGGCGGAGGGGUCAUCGGUGAUCUCGUCGGUUUCGUCGCAGCCACUUUCAUGCGCGGAGUCCGUUUCGUGCAAAUCCCGACGACCCUACUCGCCAUGGUCGACUCCAGCGUCGGAGGCAAGACCGCGAUCGAUACUCCCCACGGCAAGAACCUCAUUGGCGCCUUUUGGCAGCCGGAGUACAUCUUCAUCGAUGCAGCUUUCCUCGAAACCCUCCCCGCGAGGGAGUUCUCAAAUGGUAUGGCCGAGGUCGUCAAGACCGCUGCCAUUUGGAACGAGACAGAGUUCUCCGCGCUCGAGUCGCGCGCCGCCGAAAUCUUCGCGGCUAUCCAAACCCCAUCUGUCAAUUUCGCCGGGCGCACAGAGUCGACGCGCUCGCCUGCGCAAGAGCUCCUUCUAUCCGUCAUCGCCGGCUCGAUCGGUGUCAAGGCGCAUAUAGUCACCAUUGACGAGCGCGAGACCGGCCUGCGCAACCUUGUCAACUUCGGGCACACCAUUGGCCAUGCAAUUGAAGCGGUCCUUACACCCGCCAUGCUCCAUGGGGAAUGCGUUGCGGUCGGUAUGAUCCUAGAGGCGGAGGUUGCUCGUCAGCUGGGUAUCCUCAGCCAAGUCGCGGUCGGACGUUUGACGCGGUCCCUGAAGGCGUACAACCUCCCGGUGUCGCUCUCGGACCCCAGGAUCGCGAGCCUCCCAGCCGCGAGCUCGCUUUCGGUGUCAAAACUUCUCGACAUCAUGCGCAUCGACAAGAAGAACAGCGGUCCGCAGAAGAAGAUCGUCAUCCUGUCGCGCAUCGGUGCGACUUACGAGCCCAAGGCGACUGUCGUCGCGGACAAGGUCAUUGAGAAGACUCUAUCCGAAGCUGUGAAGGUCGUACCCGGCACUCCGAGCAAAAGCCCCAUCCGUAUGGCGACGCCGGGCAGCAAGAGUAUCUCGAACCGCGCGCUCCUUCUCGCGGCGCUCGGAAGUGGUACCUGCCGGCUCAAAAACCUCCUUCACUCCGACGACACGCAAGUGAUGAUGAACGCGCUCGUCGAGCUUCAGGGCGCGAAGUUCGACUGGGAAGACGGAGGCGAGACCCUGGUCGUCUCCGGGGGCGCCGGGGCGCUCUCUGUCCCCAGCGGCGGAAAGGAAGUCUAUCUGGGGAAUGCGGGCACCGCAGCGCGCUUCCUCACGACUGUGUGCACGCUUGUCCAGGCGCAGAGCGCCGACCAGCGUACGAUCAUCACGGGCAACGCGCGCAUGAAGCAGCGUCCGAUCGGACCUUUAGUCGACGCGCUCCGCGCUAACGGCAGCAGCAUCGACUAUCUCGAAAGCCAGGGGUGCCUUCCUCUCUCUAUCGCCCCGGCGGGCCUGAAGGGCGCGCACAUCCAGCUCGCCGCGAGCGUAUCCAGCCAAUACGUGUCGUCCAUACUGCUCUGCGCGCCGUAUGCCGCGGAACCCAUCAAGCUCGAGCUCACCGGCGGCCAGGUGAUCUCACAGCCGUACAUCGACAUGACCAUCGCGAUGAUGAAGACGUUCGGGAUCGAGGUUGUCCGCGAGAAGGACCCGUCUGGAAAGUUGCUGGACGUGUAUCGGAUCCCGAAGGGGGCAUACACCAACCCCGCGGAGUACAACAUCGAGUCCGACGCGAGCAGCGCGACGUACCCACUCGCCAUUGCGGCGAUCACAGGCACGACGUGCACGAUCACGAACAUCGGGUCCGCGUCGCUGCAGGGUGACGCGCGGUUCGCGAAAGAAGUCCUCGAGCCGAUGGGCUGCAAGGUUGUGCAGACCGAGACCGAGACGACGGUGACUGGCCCUCCGGUAGGCCAGCUGCGCGCGCUCGGACUAGUCGAUAUGGAGCCGAUGACCGACGCUUUCCUGACUGCAUCUGUUCUCGCUGCUGUUGCGACUCAGCCGCCUCUCGCGGGCAGGGCAGUGGAGGGCGGAAAGCCGAACGCGACGCGCAUCAUCGGUAUCGCGAACCAGAGAGUGAAGGAAUGCAACCGCAUCAAGGCUAUGAUCGACCAACUCGCCAAGUUUGGUGUGGAGACCUCGGAACUUGAUGACGGUCUCGAAGUGUAUGGGCGACCCAUUUCGGAACUGAAGGAGGGUGUUAGCGUGCACUGCUACGACGACCACCGCGUCGCGAUGGCGUUCAGUGUCCUGGGCAGCGCGAUCAAGGAUACCAUCCUUGAAGAGAAGCGCUGUGUAGAGAAGACGUGGCCGAACUGGUGGGACGACCUUGAGAACAAGAUCGGGCUUGCCGUCGAAGGUGUCGAGCUCUCUUCUCUGCACGAGAUCGCUUCUGCCAGCCGCCCCACGGAUGAUGCCUCACAGGCCUCGGUUGUCCUCAUCGGCAUGCGCGGUUCAGGCAAGACGUUCAUCGGGGAGCUCGCAGCAAGCGCCUUGGGCUGGCAGUUUGUCGAUGCCGAUGCCGCUUUCGAAGAGAAGCACCAGACGGGCGUCCGGGAGUUCGUGCAUCAGAACGGGUGGCCGGCCUUCCGCGAGGCAGAAACUGACAUUCUGCGAGAGCUCCUUUCUCAAAACGGAAGUGGUCAUGUCAUCAGCCUUGGUGGCGGGAUCGUCGAAACCCUGGCUGCGCGCGAGCUCUUGAAAGAGUACACGAAGACGGGCCCAGUCGUGCACAUCGUCCGAGAGAUCGACGAGGUCGUCGGCUACCUCGGCGAGGAGACUGCGCGUCCCGCGUAUGGCGAGCCCAUCGUCGAUGUCUACAAGCGGCGUGCUCCCUGGUUCGCAGAGUGCUGCAGCUACGAGUUCGUCAACUACACGGGUGUGCUCGCCUCCUCCGGGACGCCAGCGCAUGACGACUCGAAGGCGGCGCCUUCGUCUCUGAGCGUCCGCGAGGAGGUCUCGCGGUUCUUCAACCACAUCACUGGACAACAGGCCAACCUCGCCCCGAACCUCGCGAAGGGCAAGAGGUCGUACUUCCUCUGCCUCACAUACCCCGACAUCACUCCUGCGCUUCCUCACGUCCAGGAAAUGACUGCUGGUGUUGAUGCCAUCGAGGUGCGCGUAGACCUCCUCAGGUCGCCCCGGGACUUCGACAAGCUCGGCGCCUAUAUCCCUCCGACGUCCUACGUGACCGAGCAGAUCACGGCCCUCAGGCACAAGACUCGCCUCCCGCUCAUCUUCACCGUCCGCACGGUCUCCCAGGGUGGGCAGUUCCCUGACCACGCCGAGAAGGAAGCGUUCGAGCUCUUCCUCACUGCUGUGCGCCUUGGUGUCGAGUACAUCGACGUCGAGAUCUCGUGGACGGAAAAGAACAUCCAGGACCUCGUCUCGCGCAAGGGCCACUCGAAGAUCAUUGCCUCCUGGCACGACUGGAGCGGGAACAUGCACUGGGGCGGUAAGCCCGUCGAGGCCAAGCACCAGCUCGCGCACCGGUUUGGGGACAUCGUCAAGAUCGUGGGCAAAGCGAACGCGCUCGAGGACAACUUCGCUCUGCACAACUUUGUCUUGCGCACGCAGGCCGUCUCAGGCGCGAAACCCAUCAUCGCGCUCAACAUGGGUGUCGAGGGCCAGAUGUCACGCAUCCUCAACUCGACCUUCAGUCCCGUCACUCACCCGCUUUUGCCGUCGAAGGCCGCCCCGGGUCAGCUGUCGUUUGCGCAGAUUCAGACUGCCCUCCAUCUGUUAGGCCAGCUGCCCGCGAAGAAGUUCUACUUGUUCGGGACGCCGAUCGCGCACUCUAUGUCCCCGACCCUGCACAACACCGCAUUCGAGGCGCUCGGACUUCCGCACAAAUACGAGCUCCUGGAGACCGCGACCGUGGGCGAGGAGAUCAAGGCGGCUAUCACCGCGCCCGACUUUGGUGGGGCGUCCGUGACCAUUCCGUUCAAGAGGGACAUUAUACCGCUCCUUGACGGGCUUUCCGCGGACGCAGAGAUCAUCGGCGCUGUCAACACGGUCAUUCCACAGAAGAGAGAGGAUGGGUCUUUGUCGCUCUACGGAGACAACACGGACUGGCGUGGGAUCACGCAUAGCAUCCAGCGGUCGCUACCACAGGGCAUCCUCACUCCCGAGGCCGCGCUCGUCAUCGGCGCAGGUGGCACGUCUCGCGCAGCGAUCUACGCCUUGUGGAAGUUGGGCAUCCAGACGAUCUACCUAAUCAACCGCACCCGGGGUAGCGCCGAGACGCUCGUCGCCGCGUUCCCUGACGCGAAGAUCCAACUCGUUGAGGAGCUCGGUGUGUGGCCCAACGGCGGCCCCGCCCCGACGGUCGUCAUCUCUACGGUCCCGGCUUCAGCGACGUCACUUGACAGCUCCGCUACGAACGCUCUCUACCUACCCCGUGCCCUCUUCGCUGCCACCAAGGGCGGCGUGGUCGUCGACAUGGCUUACAAGCCCGCCGACACGCCCCUCCUGUUACUGGCGGCGAACGUCGGGACCCAUUGGCGUACAGUGAAGGGCGUCGAGGUCCUGCUGGAGCAGGGCUACCACCAGCUGCAUCUCUGGACCGGUCGGCACUGCCCGAAGGGCGUCGUUGCGGAGCGCGUCUUGAAGGCGUACUCGGCGUCCCCGUAACUCUUGGUUUACAUCAGUUGAAAUGGCUCCAGUCGAUGUAGAGAUAGAAUGAGAAGAGCUCAAAUGUACUUCAUAUAUGUUGAAAAUGUAUGCUGACGCUCUCCGAUGCACAGCUUGAUUGUGGAGCGGUCUCGU